Messenger RNA from Nerophis lumbriciformis (worm pipefish), 3242 nucleotides. It is a transcript of the gene trim25l, whose product is annotated as tripartite motif containing 25, like. Gene Ontology annotation, molecular function: protein binding; zinc ion binding. NCBI's taxonomy places the organism in Eukaryota, Metazoa, Chordata, Actinopteri, Syngnathiformes, Syngnathidae. The record is from RefSeq and is a predicted model, not a curated record.
UUCAGUUGGUAUUCUUCUAUUUGCUUGAGGGAUCAUGAGUGGUAAGCUGUGGACAGAAGAGCAGUUUAACUGCCCCGUGUGUCUGGAUCUCCCCAAUGAUCCGGUCACCAUCCCAUGUGGGCACAGCUACUGCAUGGGUUGCAUCAAGGACUACUGGAGCAAGGAUGAACCCAAGGGGAUCUACAGUUGCCCCCAGUGCCGCCAGACCUUUUGUCCUCAGCCCUCUCUCUCUAGGAACACCAUGUUGGCUGAAGCUGUGGAGCAACUCCGCAAAGGAAAACCAAGGUCUGAAGUGUAUCAAAGCAUGCGAGGAGCAGUAAAAUCCAAAAAGAAUCUGCCCUCGUCGGCCGUGCAGUGCGACCUGUGUAAAGGAGAACAGAGGGCAGCAGUCAAGACCUGCUUGGUGUGCAUGAGCUCGUACUGCGAGAACCACCUCAAGCCACACCAGACCAACAAGGCCUUGAAGGACCACGAGCUGAUAGCACCAACAGGCAACUUGGCCGAGAAGAUCUGCACACAGCACAAGUACCUACAGGAGUUCUUCUGUCGCCAGUGCAAAGUGUUUAUCUGUUGGCUGUGCACCAGCAACCAGCACAAAGGUCAUGAGAGCGUGUCCACCAAGGCUGAGCGCAUAGAGAAACAGAAAGUUCUGUCCGAGAUGCUGACUGAAAACCAGCAGAAGCUCAAAGACAGACAGCAGGAGCUGAAGGACAUGAAGAAGAUGAUGGACGGAAUGAAGCGCUCUGCAGACCGUGUUCACAGCGACUCAGAGAAGGUUCUGCAGGAGCUGCAGCAAUCACUGGAGCGACUCCAGGAGCUGUUGGAGGAGGUGCUGGAUGAGGUCGGCCGGGAGAAGAUGGAGAAGGCUCAGGAGGUGACCGACAACCUCGAGGCAGAGAUCAGGGAACUGAAGAAGAGGGACACUCAGAUGAAAGACCUCAGUCAAUGUGAAGACCACAUCUACUACCUGCAGAUGUAUGAAACCAUGUGCAGUCCAUUAGAGUCGGGUGACCUUCCACCUGUGCAGGUAAACCAGGAAGCUUCCUUUGAACCUGUAAGGGAUGCCAUUCUGGAUCUAAGAGACCAAGUAGAGGAACUGUGCAACCUGGAGCUCAGCAAGAUCACCAAAAAAGUCAGCGAGACAACGUUAUUCACACUGGGCAGUGGCAAUCGCAGCACCAGAGCGGGCUUUUUGAAAUUGUUUUCACGAAACCCGAACAACCGUUCGGCAGGCUCUUCGUCAACCAUCUCACUGACAUCGCGGAGUGCAGAAAGACGAGGUCUAGGUGUCCGAGGGCUAGACGUGAGGAACAGAGACACCGCACGAGAGGUCACACAGAGGUCACCCAGAUUGUGGUCCCGACAGAGGCGAGAUGAAGGCGAGUCGGUGAAGGAGAACACCCUAAGACCCAGCCCGACUCCAAGCCCGACUCCUAGCCGAAGAGCGUCCCAGUCUCUGUGGAGCAGGUCCAGUCAGAGUCAGGAUGUCCCUGCAGUCCCUUCUCCAACCCUAGUGAGUCCAAAUGGGACUCUUGCGGCUGUCUCUGCUCCAGCUCCUCCUGUCGCUUCUCUUACUCCUGCACCGCCGUCCACUGGAGCAUUUAGUCGGAUGCCGUCUAUCAGCAGCAUUUUCCGUUCCCGCCGUGGAAACGCGCAUGUCGGAAACGCGCCAUCUGCAGGCACAUGGGUGAUGCCGACUGUGCCUGAAACACCAACACAAGUCAACCCCAGUCUGUUCUUGGACUUGCCCACAACCACGGUUCCUACUCCCGCUUUCCCUGCACUGAGAGAGCUCAGCAUUGACAGCAUCCAGGCUGCAGAACCAAGAACAAGGGAAGAGUUCCUACAAUAUUCUGUCAACUUCACCCUUGACCCAAACACUGCCCACCGGCGUCUGGUUCUCUCUGAUAACAACACCAAAGCUACCCUGCAGGGUGCAAUGGUGGCUUACCCUAAUACCCCCGAGCGCUUCGACGGUUGGACCCAGGUGAUGUGCGGCAGCGCCUUGUAUGCCCAACGCUCCUACUGGGAGGUGGAGUGGCGAGGCAAAGGGUCCUCAAUGGGCGUGGCCUAUGGAUCGCUCCUCAGGAAAGGCUCAGAUGCCAGGUCCGGAAUCGGUUACAACGCUCAGUCCUGGACUCUAGAGCUGUCAGACACCUGCUGCUUAGCUUUGCACGACAACCAAAAAAGGGACAUACCGGUCAUCUAUUCCCCCCGUCUGGGCAUCUUCGUGGAUCUGUCCACUGGGACGUUGGAGUUCUACGGCGUAGCAGAAAACAUGACACACCUUCACACCUUCCGGGCAAACUUUACCCAGCCCGUAUAUCCCGUCUUUGGCGUGGGGAGCGGGGUCGGAGUGGGUCUGGACUUUGCACUUGGACAGUUCAGCUCCACCUCAGACAGCAUCAAGUUGUGUCCCAUGUGAGGACACUUCGAACAGAGGAAAUCGAACAUGACUGAAGUUUACUUGGUUUCUUACAGUGGAACCCGUUUUUGUCGACUGACUGAUGUUGACAUAACAUGUGAAUCUGUCUAGAGCAGGGGUCACCAACGCGGUGCCCGCGGACACCAGGUAGCCCGUAAGGACCAGAUGAGUAGCCCGCUGGCCUGUUCUAAAAAUAGCUCAAAUAGCAGCACUUACCAGUGAGCUGCCUCUAUUUUUUAAAUUGUAUUUAUUUACUAGCAAUUCUAAGAGAGACAAAACUCAAACAGAAUUUGAAAAUCCAAGAAAAUAUAGACUUGGUCUUCACUAACUGACAAAGAAACAGAUAACAGAUUUUGUGUCCAGUUCAAAGUGUGACAUGAUUUAUUUAAAAAUUUGAGAGUUGACUUUUGUAUUUUACAUGAGUUAUUAUUUGUACAAACAUGGUGCAAAGUAAUUCAUGAUUUGUUAAAAAAAUGUUAGUGGCUAGCUAGUUAAAAUGGGAUAUUGUGAUUUCACAAGACUGUCUUAGAAGUGAUCAUUUGAAAAUGUUCAAUUUGAAAAAUGUGCACUUAGAGAAAAUAUAAAAAUAAAGUGUUGCAUGUUGAUAUUUAUCUGUUUCUAUAUAUAUUUAUUGUGAGAAAUCAUUAAGAUGAUCAGUGUUUCCACAAAGAUAAAUAUCAUUAAUUAUUAAUAAUAACAUAGAGUUAAAGGUAAAUUGAGCAAAUUGGCUAUUUCUGGCAAUUUAUUUAAGUGUGUAUCAAACUGGUAGCCCUUCGCAUUAAUCAGUACCCAAGAAGUAGCUCUUGGUUUCAAAAAG